Molecule: messenger RNA, 633 nt
Organism: Letharia columbiana
Lineage: Eukaryota; Fungi; Ascomycota; Lecanoromycetes; Lecanorales; Parmeliaceae
Exons: 2
Coding region: 1-633 (210 amino acids)
Source: RefSeq, a predicted model, not a curated record
AUGGCCAAGCCUAAUCCUACAGGCGUCAUGGCCAGAAAGAAGCCUAAACGCGCCCUGACAGACGCCUGCAUCAGCUAUCUACUUACCAAGGAGGUGACCAAGGCUUUAAACAGCAGCGAUUCCAGCCCGUCUGACUCAGAGACGGAUCCCGUGAUGCAGACAUUGUUGGAUACCACUAGGAAACGCACUCUGAAGCCUCGUCGGUCCAUAGUCAAAACAUCAGCAAAUAUGGACAUCUGCUUGGAAUGGAAGCACGAGCGACCUGAUCUCUUUCGACAGCACGCUCGCAUGGAUCCUCAGACAUUCGACAAAUUGACAGAGCGGUUCGACUCAAUGGCGGUGUUUCAUAAUGACUCUGGGCAUGGACCGGAUGUCGGAGCAGUGUUUAGAGAAGAUGAAAUGAUCGUCAUCGCCUUAAUUUAUCUUGGCAGCAACGCAAGGGAGCACGAGAUCGGCGCUAUGUCCCGGAGUGGCAUGCCGAUGCGAACUCAUCUCGUUCCUGCAGUAGUGCCCUGCAGGAUCGAUCAAGAUGGCGGUACGGCUAGCCUUAUAGGUGGAGGGCAUGAGCAUCAGCCAUUGCAUCGCGGAGCUCUAUGCGCCCUCGUGUCGGCUUCUACCCGAUUGCACAUCUGA